This is a messenger RNA of Caenorhabditis briggsae, 1089 nucleotides long. The transcript has 4 exons. The record is from RefSeq and is a predicted model, not a curated record. NCBI's taxonomy places the organism in Eukaryota, Metazoa, Nematoda, Chromadorea, Rhabditida, Rhabditidae. Bases 1 to 1089 code for a protein of 362 amino acids.
AUGACUGACAACACGGAUUUUCAAUGGAUUUUAGAUAUAAUUUUAGGCAGUUUUGCCAUUGUGUGUAUUGUAGUUUUUCUAGUAUUACUCGUAUCACCAAUUAUUGUUCUACCAUUAUAUAUCAGUGUUUUUCGAGCAAAUCGAGAACGUGAUCGAGAGUUACUUACCAGUGAUGGGAGAAAACGCAUUUUCCCGAAAUACGGAAAACGGAAACGGAAACGGAAAGGGGAGUUUUUUCCGCGGAAAACGGAAACGGAAUCGUUAAUUUUUUUCCCGCGGAAACGGAAACGGAAAAAAAUCUCUAAAAACCGGUCGGAAAACGGAAAACGGAAACGGAAGUUCCUCCCAUCACUGUUACUUACACAGAUUUUCAGCCGCAUUAUCCACAUUUAUCCAUUCACAAGAAUCAUAAGAGUGACUAAUGGAAUUAUCGUGAUAUUGGUAUUUCAUUUGGUUUACACUCAUCACAUUCUACUAUCUGUUCUGUCGAUUCAAAGAUUCUUACUGUACUUUUUUUCGAAUUUCGAGCGAUUUUUCUCUUUUAAUGACAAAACAACACGAAGAGUUAUUUAUGGAUUGCACAUUUCAUGUUUAGUUCCAUUAUUGGUAGUUUAUGGAAUCAAAUUUGAUGAAUCAGCAAAGAAUUUCGAUCUUUUAAACACAAUGGAAAUGUCAAUGAGGGUUUUUUCAACUGUUCUGAACCCGAUGAUUUUGAUAUCUUCUUUCUUAUACAUUCCAAUCUACAUUAGCAUAUUUCGUUUUCGUCAUCUUCCAUCGUUCAAAAAACAAAAACCACAUAAUUAUAUUUUGUAUCAAACCAUUCUUACUGUUAUUUUGAAAGCUACGCAAGUAGCAUUUAUCGGCGUUAUUCAAUGGGCAGAGUAUUAUGACGAUACUGUAGCAAUGGAGGCAACAUUAUUCGAUGCGAUAAUUAGUCCAUUAUUAAUUCAAAUUUCGUAUCUUUUCUGCAAUCGACGGAAUGUUAAAGCAAUAAGAGAAGGAAUGACAUUUAAUUAUUUAUGGUCAAAAAUUAAAUAUGAACACCGAGGGAAUCGAGUUGGAGUUGCUGGGCAUUCGACGACUAAUUGA